Vicia faba (fava bean) is the source of this 1101-nucleotide messenger RNA. The record is from the annotation of a GenBank genome assembly. NCBI's taxonomy places the organism in Eukaryota, Viridiplantae, Streptophyta, Magnoliopsida, Fabales, Fabaceae.
AUGAGUGGUUUAUUGAUUGUUAUGAUUAUGAUAGGGUUACAAAUUCAUUAUACAGUGCUUGCAAUAUUGAUAAAACAUGCUUUUUCCGAUGGAUUGAGUCCAACAAUCUAUGUAAUGUAUAGGCAAGGCAUAGCAACUUUGGCAUUGGCACCUUUCAUCUUUCUCUCUAAUAAGAGGAGACGAUCUUUGAGGUCAUCACUAGGAUUAAAGGGUAUCUCAUGGAUGUUUUUGACAUCACUUUUUGGGGUUACAGUAAAUCAGAAUGCAUAUUUUUGUGGUUUAUACUAUGCAUCCUCUACCGUAGCUACUGCUAUGACUAAUUUGAUACCUGCAUUUACUUUUGUAUUAGCAGCACUUUUGGGAUUUGAGAAAAUUGACCUUCGAAGUUUAAGAAGCAUAGCCAAAAUAUUAGGGACGAUUUGUUGUGUCAGUGGAGCCUUAACCAUUGCAUUUCUCAAAGGAAAUAAAUUGGUACUCAUGGAGUUUAGUCUUUCUGAUCCCAAAUAUCUCACUGCUAGUGGAGAUGAUAAUUGGAUUCUGGGUUGUUUGUUGCUCUUAGCAAGUAGUAUUUUUUGGGCGUGUUGGAUGAUUAUGCAGAUACCAAUUUCUUCAUACUGCCCGGAUCAUAUGUUAUCGUCUUUUUGGAUGUGUCUAUUUGCAACAAUACAGUCGGCUAUAUUUGUUGUGAUCCAAGAAAAUCAUGUUCAAUCAAGGAUUUUACAUUCACCUUUACAAAUUUCAUGCAUUUUAUAUUCAGGAAUUGGAAUUGCGAUUAGCUUUUUCGUUCAAUCGUGGUGCAUAUCACAAAGAGGUCCAUUGUAUUGUGUAAUGUUCAACCCUCUAGCAGCUGUCUUCACAGCUUUGGUAGCUACUACGUUUCUACAUGAACAACUUUAUGUUGGAAGCUUGGUGGGGGCUCUUGGAGUGAUAGUUGGUUUGUAUUUUGUGUUAUGGGGUAAAGUUAAAGAUAUUAAUGUGACGAAACAAGAGCCAACACAAUCAAACAUAGAGGAUGAUGAAAGAAGUAAUAUAAUAGAUUUGGAAGAACCACUUAUUGUAGAGAAAUCAAAAUCUUUAGCAGAGAUGAAAAUGGAGGGCUGA